UCUCUCUCUCUCUCUCUCUCUCUCUCUCUCUCUCUCUCUCUCUCUCUAAAGAAGAAGAAAUAGCUUCGUUUUGAUCUUUGAGCAGCGCCUUGGCCUCAUAAGCUCUUCUCAAGAAUUUGAGAACAAGAAUAAGAAUAUAAGAAGAAGAGGAACAGUGCUAGGAAAUGGAGGGAUAUGAACGGGCGCGGUCGUGGAAGCAAAGGAGCCAAAACAUGAGCCGGAGCAUAAGCAGGAGCAUGAGCAGGAGCAUGAGCAGGACUAACUGGGGCAUGGAAGACGUGUUCGCGGGCUCUAGGCAAUCGAGACGGACGAGCCGCAUCGACGAAGACGAAGAGGCUCUCAAAUGGGCUGCAAUUGAGAGAUUGCCGACGUACGACCGGCUACGGACGAGCAUCUUCCAAACUUUCGUCGAGAAUGACGAGCAGAACCGUGAACAGAAGAUGGUGGUGGAUGUGAGGAAGAUGGACCUGAAUGAUAGGCAGCAGUUCAUUGAUAGGAUCUUCCAAGUGGCUGAAGAAGAUAAUGAGAGGUUCUUGAGGAAGUUCAGAAACAGGAUUAAUAAGGUAGGUAUCCAACUUCCGAAGGUGGAGGUGAGAUUUGAACAUCUGUAUGUGGAAGCAGAUUGUCACAUAGGAAGCAGAGCUCUUCCAACACUCACCAAUGUUGCCCUAAACGUUGCUGAUUCAGUUCUUGGUUUGGUUGGGAUUAGCCGGGCCAAAAGGACAAGACUCACCAUUCUUAAAGAUGUCUCUGGCAUUGUCAAGCCAUCAAGGAUGACCCUUCUAUUAGGCCCGCCAUCCUCAGGGAAGACUACCCUUUUGCUGGCUCUGGCAGGAAGAUUGGACCCAACCUUGAAGGUUGCAGGGGAACUAUCAUACAAUGGGUACAAGCUCAAUGAAUUUGUGCCACAAAAGACAUCUGCAUAUAUCAGCCAAAAUGAUGUGCAUUUGGGUGUGUUGACCGUGAAAGAAACCCUAGAUUUCUCUGCAAGGUGCCAAGGAGUUGGAACUAGAUAUGAUCUCCUCUCUGAGCUUGCCAACAGGGAAAAGGAUGCUGGGAUUUUUCCAGAGCCGGAGGUUGAUCUUUUCAUGAAGGCCACGGCCAUGAAAGGUGUUGAGAGCAGUUUAAUUACAGAUUACACCUUGAAGAUCUUAGGGCUUGACAUAUGUCGAGAUACGAUUGUCGGAGACGAAAUGCAGCGUGGGAUAUCUGGUGGACAGAAGAAAAGAGUAACAACAGGAGAGAUGAUUGUUGGGCCUACAAAAACAUUGUUCAUGGAUGAGAUAUCAACUGGCCUUGAUAGUUCAACGACAUUCCAAAUUGUGAAAUGCCUACAACAAGUGGCACAUCUCACUGAUGCCACAAUCUUAAUGUCGUUGCUGCAACCUGCACCGGAGACGUUUGAUUUGUUUGACGAUAUCAUUCUCUUAUCAGAAGGCCAUAUUGUGUACCAGGGACCACGAGAACAUGUUCUCGAGUUCUUCGAGCGAUGCGGUUUCAGGUGCCCUGAGAGAAAGGGUACUGCUGAUUUCUUGCAAGAGGUUACCUCGAGAAAGGACCAAGAGCAAUACUGGGCGGACAAAACCAAACCGUACAGGUACAUAUCAGUCAGGGAGUUCGCCAACAGAUUCAAGCAAUUUCAUGUCGGCAUGAGGCUCGACAACGAGCUCUCCAUCCCAUUUGAUAGGAGCAGGAAUCACCAAGCGGCUCUAGCCUUCACGAAAUACUCUGUCCCUAUGAUGGAGCUAGUUAAAACCUGUUUUGACAAGGAAUGGCUGCUGAUAAAGAAAAACGCAUUUGUGUACGUUUUCAAGACCAUCCAGAUCAUUAUCAUGGCGGUCAUUGGGUCGACAGUGUUCAUCAGGAGCAGGAUGCACACUAAGACCGAAAUGGAUGGGCAACUGUAUAUCGGCGCUCUCCUGUUCUCGAUGAUCAUCAACAUGUUCAAUGGUUUUGCUGAGCUGAGCAUGGCUAUUCAGAGGCUUCCGGUUUUCUACAAGCAGAGAGACCUUCUGUUUCACCCUCCUUGGACCUUCACGUUGCCUAAUUUCUUGCUUGCGAUUCCCAUGUCCGUGAUGGAGUCUGCGGUUUGGCUGGUCAUUACGUACUAUUCCAUGGGAUUUGCACCUGAAGCUAGCAGGUUCUUCAAGCAACUUCUAUUGAUAUUCUUGAUCCAACAAAUGGCUGCUGGGCUAUUUCGAUUCAUUGCAGGCACUUGUAGGACUGUGAUCAUUGCUAGUACGGGCGGUGCUUUAAUGCUUCUCCUCGUGUUUUUGCUUGGAGGUUUCAUUAUUCCUCUAAGUAAUAUACCUCGUUGGUGGAAGUGGGGUCACUGGGCAUCGCCUUUAACUUAUGCUUUCAAUGCCAUAGCUGUGAAUGAGAUGUUUGCUCCUCGUUGGACGAAUGAACCGGCUACCAGCAGUAAUACAACUACGGGUUUGGCAGUGCUCAAGAACUAUGGUCUCUCCAAUGAGAAUUGGUAUUGGAUUGGUGCAUCAGCACUUAUUGGAUUCAUAAUUCUCUUGAAUGUUCUCUAUACCCUUGCACUCACGUACCUAAAUCCACUUGGAAAACCUCAAGCUACAAUAUCUGAAGAAGCAGACAAAGAUGAGGAGGACGAACAAUCAGAAUUGAAGGACAAAUCUAGAAUGAGGAGACUUUCUUCAAUUAUGAGAGAGUCUUUUAGUGGGCCCUUAUCUACAUUCGAUGGGAACAACACAAGAGGCAUGGAGCUCCGAAGGAUGAGUAGCCGAACAAAUGCCAAUGGCCUGAGCAGAAAUGCCGAUUCCAUUCUUGAAUCAGCAAGAGGCGUUGCUGUGAAAAGAGGAAUGGUUCUGCCUUUCACUCCUCUAGCAAUGUCUUUUGAUAGCGUAAAUUAUUAUGUAGACAUGCCUCCGGAAAUGAAGGAACAAGGGGUCACGGAUGACAAGCUUCAGUUACUCAGGGAAGUAACGGGUGCAUUUAGACCUGGAGUGUUGACUGCACUAAUGGGAGUAAGCGGAGCUGGAAAGACUACCUUAAUGGAUGUUUUAGCGGGGCGGAAGACGGGUGGCUAUGUGGAAGGCGACAUCAGGAUUUCGGGAUUUCCCAAGAAACAAGAAACCUUCGCCAGAAUUUCUGGAUACUGUGAGCAAAACGAUAUUCACUCGCCACAAGUCACUGUGAGGGAAUCUUUAAUCUACUCAGCUUUCCUACGUCUACCAAAAGAAGUUGGGAAAGAAGAAAAAAUGAUUUUUGUCGAUGAAGUGAUGGAAUUGGUAGAAUUAGAUAAUCUCAAGGAUGCACUAGUUGGUCUUCCAGGAAUUACGGGUUUAUCGACAGAACAAAGGAAAAGAUUGACUAUAGCUGUAGAGCUUGUCGCUAAUCCAUCCAUUAUAUUCAUGGAUGAGCCAACAUCAGGUCUUGAUGCACGAGCUGCCGCUAUUGUUAUGAGGGCAGUGAGAAACACAGUGGAUACUGGUCGGACUGUGGUCUGCACGAUUCACCAGCCUAGCAUCGACAUCUUCGAAGCCUUUGAUGAGCUGCUGCUAAUGAAGAGAGGAGGGCAAGUGAUAUAUUACGGACCACUGGGUCGGAAUUCCCACAAGGUCGUCGAAUACUUUGAGUCUAUUCCUGGAGUCCCGAAAAUCAAGGAGAAGUACAAUCCCGCAACGUGGAUGCUUGAGGUGAGUUCGAUAGCAGCUGAAAUACGGCUGAAGAUGGACUUUGCUGUGCAUUACAAAUCAUCAUCCUUGUCCAAGAGGAACAAGGAACUGGUGAGGGAGCUGAGUACGCCACCUCCAGGAGCGAAGGAUCUGUAUUUCCCAACGCAAUACUCGCAGUCCUCAUGGGGACAGUUCAAAUCUUGUCUAUGGAAACAAUGGUGGACUUAUUGGAGAAGUCCCGACUAUAACCUUGUGAGAUACUUCUUCACAUUAGCAUGUGCCCUAAUGGUAGGGACAAUUUUCUGGAGGGUCGGCACCAGAAGGGAUAAUCAGAAUGAUCUGACCAUGAUCAUUGGAGCUAUGUACGCUGCCGUCUUAUUUGUCGGCAUUAAUAAUUGUUCGACUGUACAACCCGUGAUAGCUGUCGAGAGAACCGUGUUUUAUCGAGAAAGAGCUGCUGGAAUGUAUUCUGCUCUGCCUUACGCACUUGCACAGGUGAUAUGCGAAGUGCCAUAUGUGCUCUUUCAGACCACAUAUUACACGGUGAUAGUGUAUGCAAUGGUCUGCUUCGAGUGGACAGUGGCAAAAUUCUUCUGGUUCUUCUUCAUCUGCUUCUUCUCCUUUCUCUACUUCACAUACUAUGGCAUGAUGACAGUCUCCCUCACGCCCAACCAGCAAGUAGCCGCCAUCUUCGCCGCCGCUUUCUAUGGUCUUUUCAAUCUUUUCUCCGGAUUCUUCAUCCCAAGACCAAGGAUACCGAAAUGGUGGGUGUGGUACUACUGGAUCUGUCCCGUGGCGUGGACCGUGUAUGGAUGCAUAGUAUCACAGUAUGGUGACAUCGAGCACAAGAUCCAAGUCCCUGGCCAAGGUGAAGUACCCAUCAAGCAAUACAUUCAAGAAACCUUUGGGUAUGACCCAAACUUCAUGGGACCUGUUGCUGGAGUCCUGGUUGCUUUCACUUUCUUCUUUGCCUUCAUGUUUGCUUAUUGCAUCAAAGCACUCAACUUCCAAAUGAGAUGAGGCUAUGAUGAUGCACUUGAAGAUGAAGGCAAGCACUUGCUCUGAUCAUCGUGUACAUGUAAAAGAAUCAGCGCGAAAUGCAGCCCGGUGAGGUUCUGUAGUGCAUUGAUUGAUUUUGAGAGAGAUUAGACAAACGGUAUACGGUACAGGCUUCGGAUACAUAGAAAAACGUAGAAGUUAGCAAGGCUAGAGGAUACUGCGCAAAUGUAGAGCGACGUGUAUUUGGACAAACUUGCAUAAUUGGUCUAAUUUGAAGAGAUGAUAGUUGCUUUCUAAGCGAACUUUAUAGAUGUAGUAGCUACAUCUUCUUACUAUCAUGUUAAUGGAUUCCCCCACUCUUUUUCCUUUUUGGAAAGGUCAA
Molecule: messenger RNA, 5025 nt
Organism: Syzygium oleosum
Lineage: Eukaryota; Viridiplantae; Streptophyta; Magnoliopsida; Myrtales; Myrtaceae
Product: ABC transporter G family member 35-like
Exons: 23
Coding region: 165-4664 (1499 amino acids)
Cellular component (GO): membrane
Molecular function (GO): ABC-type transporter activity; ATP binding; ATP hydrolysis activity
Source: RefSeq, a predicted model, not a curated record